AUGCCGCCGGUUUAUGUAAAAGAGGGCGAGCUCAGCACGCGCGAGUUUUCGCGGCUGUUGCGGCGCGGCAUGCCCGUCGUUGUGCGCGAACUGCUCGAUAAGCUGAAUGCCAACAUCUGGACGCCUCAACAUUGGAUCACUUCCUUUGGGUCCGAGCGCGUCAGCAUCCUUGACUGCAAAAAUGACGCUGAGCCCUCAAAGCCCGAUCUGCCGCGCUCCACCUGGGCCGAACACAAGACGAGCCUCGAGAAUGGCAUUCUCAAGCUAAAGGAUUGGCCGCCGACGCAGGACUUCCAGCAGCUGCUACCCAGGCACUUCAUGCACUUUAUGGCGUCGCUGCCGUUCCGCGAGUACACGCAGCGCGACGGCCACUUCAACCUGGUCAACCGCCUGCCGUCUGGCGUCGUGCCACCGGAUCUCGGACCCAAGAUGUACUGCGCAUACGGAUCCAGGGACGACGGUGGGGGUUUUGGCACGACCAAUCUGCACUGCGACAUGUCUGACGCGGUCAACAUCAUGGCGUACGCGUCGAAGAGCUUUUUGCGCGCCAACAACAUCGCUACUGCUGCUGCCGUCUGGAACAUCUUUCCGUCGGCGAGCCGCGCCACGCUGCGAAAGUUCAUCACCGAGCACAAGGCAGAGGGCAUGUUCAUUUCGGAUGCUAUUCACGACCAGGCCUUCUUCCUCACGCGCGGCGACCGCCAGCAGCUCUUCGACAAGUAUGGCGCCAAGCUCGGGAGCAGCUAUGUCAUUCACCAAAAUCCGGGGGACGCCGUCUUUGUGCCUGCCGGGAGCCCGCACCAGGUGUGCAACUAUGCGAACGCAGUCAAGAUCGCCAUGGACUUUGUCUCCCCCGAACGCGUCGCCGAGUGCAGCGCGCUGACCAAGGAUUUUGCGCGCCUCAGGUCGCCUCACCCACGCAGCCACGACAACCUGCAGCUGGUGAAGAUUCUGUGGUACACCUUU
Messenger RNA from Kickxella alabastrina, 966 nucleotides. RefSeq lists its product as uncharacterized. Gene Ontology annotation, molecular function: histone H3K9 demethylase activity; chromatin DNA binding; transcription coregulator activity. The transcript has 3 exons. The annotation marks the transcript as partial. NCBI's taxonomy places the organism in Eukaryota, Fungi, Kickxellomycota, Kickxellomycetes, Kickxellales, Kickxellaceae. Gene Ontology annotation, cellular component: histone deacetylase complex; chromatin. The record is from RefSeq and is a predicted model, not a curated record. Gene Ontology annotation, biological process: regulation of transcription by RNA polymerase II.